Thunnus maccoyii (southern bluefin tuna) is the source of this 933-nucleotide messenger RNA. Its product is annotated as equilibrative nucleoside transporter 1-like. The record is from RefSeq and is a predicted model, not a curated record. Gene Ontology annotation, cellular component: membrane. Gene Ontology annotation, biological process: nucleoside transmembrane transport. The transcript is spliced from 5 exons. Lineage: Eukaryota; Metazoa; Chordata; Actinopteri; Scombriformes; Scombridae. Gene Ontology annotation, molecular function: nucleoside transmembrane transporter activity. Bases 408 to 659 code for a protein of 83 amino acids.
UGGAGAGAGUCCUCUAAAGGGUCUGCUGAGAAUCUAUUAAACGUCCACCGAGACUCUGCGGGAAAUCUGCCAGUGUUGCCGAGAGUGUGGAGCUGUGAAGUUUGAUGUGUGUGUGGGUUUGUGAGUGUGUGUGUCAGGAUAAAGGUGGUCAGGUGUCGGGGGGGGCGGACCUUUGGCUCAGGUGAGGCAGCAGUGUGAUAUCAGUCGACUCUGAAUUAUUCAGAGCAAACAGGCUGAUAAACACAGCAGAGUGAUUGCACACAGCGAGGUGUUGAACAACGAAACACCUGAACUCACACAUCACCUGGAAUCCAGCCUGCAGACACAGCUCCGGGUGUUGACGUGCUGCUGACACAGAUCUGGGUAAAGAGGGAAGAGAUGAGCAGAAUGAUCGUCAGAACGUCUCCAUGCUGAAAAUCUUUAAGAAGGUCUGGCUGUUGGCUCUGUCCGUCUGCUUCACCUUCACCAUCACCAUCGGCACAUUUCCCGCCAUCACUGCCGACACCAAAUCCACCAUAGCUGACAGAGGCUCCUGGGACCUGUACUUCAUCCCGGUCAGCUGUUUCCUGCUCUUUAACCUGUGUGACUGGGGGGGGCGGAGCCUGACAGCUGUCCGUAUGUGGAUUAAUGGAGGGUUGAUAUCUGUGUGGUCUCUGUGAUUAGCUGACAGACUGAGGAGGAGAAAUGCGACUUGCAGUAAUUCCAAAAGGUAAAAUAGAACUAUGUUUUUUUAAUUGAAGUUUUUAUUGAGUUUUUUUUAAGGAAUAUUAAUACAAAUAAGUACAAAAGUCAAAAAAUACACAAAUAAACAAAAACCAAAACAGCACAGCAUCAUCUCUGCAGCGUUCAGAACAUCACUGAUUUACAGUCUUCUGUUGGGAUUUGGUGCUUUAUAAAUAAAAUUGACUUGACUUGACUCAGGGCACACACACA